This is a messenger RNA of Cordyceps militaris CM01, 381 nucleotides long. RefSeq lists its product as uncharacterized. Lineage: Eukaryota; Fungi; Ascomycota; Sordariomycetes; Hypocreales; Cordycipitaceae. The record is from RefSeq and is a predicted model, not a curated record. Bases 1 to 381 code for a protein of 126 amino acids. The transcript is spliced from 3 exons.
AUGUCCCGCGACAAGCUUUCUGGCGGCGUUGCGCGCCCGCAGGCCAGAUUUCGGCCCAAGUUUCAUCCCUGGAGGGCCUCUCAGACCAGUCUCGACCUGCAGGCAGCGGAAAAAGGAAGUCUGCCAGAAGGCAACACACAGGUCGAUAAGGCCUAUGGAAAGCGGGCUAACAAUGUAACUUGGCCGCCCUGGCAUGCAAACCGCACGAUCGGCGCCGCGAUGGCCUUCCUCCAAAGGCAACUCGGCCCUUCCGUACAGAGCACACUGCAACGCGUUGAAACGUUGCAGGAUGCGGUCUCCAUCCCUUGUCUCCAGCCCGUGGCUGUCACGGCCAAGCCCAUGGCGCCACCAGCCAGUCAAUCGGUCGGACGACCAUCAUGA